This is a messenger RNA of Nelumbo nucifera (sacred lotus), 2712 nucleotides long. RefSeq lists its product as uncharacterized. Lineage: Eukaryota; Viridiplantae; Streptophyta; Magnoliopsida; Proteales; Nelumbonaceae. Gene Ontology annotation, molecular function: protein dimerization activity; DNA binding. The record is from RefSeq and is a predicted model, not a curated record.
UUUUCCCCCUUUGAAUAUAAAAUAAGAGCCUCUCUCUCUCUCUCUUCCCCCUUCCCCUCUCUCUCUCUCUAUCUCUCUCGCUCUCUCGCUCUUUCUCUCUGUUUCGGCCAUCGUCGGAGGUGAAAAGACAGAAAUACAAGAUCAGAGAGGGGAAGUGCUUGUUGUCUUAUGGACUAGUUGCUACAUUGCUCUUCCACUUAGGUCGCUACUACUGCUUCUAGGAAUCAAUCAUUAGUUGGAAAUGGAAUCUGAGCUAGAACCUGUACCUGUUGGUGCGUUAAAACGCGAUGUAGCAUGGAAGCACUGUCAAAUGUUUAAGUUUGAAAAUCGAACCCGACUCAAAUGUAUCUAUUGUGGCAAGAUGUUUUCGGGUGGGGGGAUACAUAGAAUUAAAGAACACUUAGCUGGUCAGAAGGGAAAUGGGCCUACUUGCCCUAGAGUCCAUCCAGAUGUUCGGCGUAUCAUGCGACAGAGCCUAGAAGGGUCUAUUGUAAAAUCGAGGAGAAAACAAAAGAGAACAGAAGACGGUCAACGUCUCCUGGGCCCUGGUGAGUUGGAAACAGUGGCUACUCACGAUGAAGCAAUCACUGGACUUCAAUUGCUCUCAACCCCUGAUACGGGUGAACCAUUGAGCUUAUUAGCAAAGGAGGAAGAAGGAACGACUUCAGAUAGGAUGAUAGGGAGAACGGGGAAUCCUUCUCCUCUUAUGACUUCUAAUACUCAUCCCAUUAGCAACCUUACCUUAGGGUUACCAAGGGGAAAGGAUCAUGUGCAUAUGGCAAUAGGUCGGUUUCUUUAUGAUGUUGGAGCACCUUUGGAUGCAGUCAACUCUGUCUAUUUCCAACCAAUGAUUGAUGCUAUUGUAUCAGAAGGACCAGGGCUAAGAGCACCAUCUUAUCAUGACAUUCGAGGCUGGAUUUUGAAGAAGUCAGUUGAAGAAGUCAAGAGUUUAGUGGACCAAUACAAGGGGACGUGGGCAAAGACUGGAUGUUCUAUACUGGCUGAUGAAUGGACAACAGAGACGGGUAGAGUUUUGAUACACCUCAUGGUUUAUUGCCCCGAAGGGACUGUGUUUCUGAAAUUUGUUGAUGCAUCAGAUAUAGUUAGAUCACCAGAUGCUCUGUAUGAAUUGCUUAAGGAAGUGGUGGAAGAAGUUGGGGUUCAAAAUGUACUGCAAGUUAUUACAGAUAGUACAGAGUACUAUGCCAUUGCUGGGAAAAGGUUAACUGAGACAUUUCCUACUAUGUAUUGGACACCUUGUGCAGCUCAUUGUAUAAAUUUGAUGCUUGAGGAUAUUGGAAAAUUUGAGUGGAUAAAUGCAGUACUGGGUCAUGCUAAAUCAAUGACAAGAUUUAUUUAUAAUCAUGUUGAAGUUUUGAAUAUGAUGAGAAAAUAUACAUAUGGGAAAGAUUUAAUACAACCAGCAGUCACCCGCUCUGCAACAGACUUUACAAUCUUGAAAAAUAUGGUCAGUCUUAAAAGUAAUUUGCAGGACAUGGUUACUUCACAGGAAUGGAUGGACUGUCCAUAUUCUAAAAAGCCAGAAGGGCUUGUCAUGAUUGAUGUCAUUUACAGUCAAUCAUUUUGGUCUUCCUGCAGCAGUAUCGUCAACUUGACAGAACCACUCUUGCGAGUUCUAAGAAUGGUUGGUAGUGAGAAAAGGCCUGCGAUGGGCUACAUUUAUGAAGGCAUGUACCGAGUGAAAGAGGCAAUCAAGAAAGAACUGGUUGAGAAGAAGGAUUACUUGGUUUAUUGGAAUGUUAUAGAUCAAAGAUGGAACCGACAACUUCCUCGUCCUCUCCAGGCAGCAGGUUUCUACCUUAAUCCCAAGUUUUUCUACAGCAUUGAAGGAGAUGUGCAUAAUGAAAUCAUGUCAGGGAUGUUGGAUUGUAUUGAGAGAUUAGUACCCGAGAUAAAAACCCAAGAUAAAAUCACCAAGGAAUUGAGCUCAUACAAGAAUGCUGUUGGUGAUUUUGGGAGGAAGAUGGCAAUUAGAGCCAGAAAUACCAUGCUUCCUGCUGAAUGGUGGUCUACUUAUGGAGGGGGCUGUCCAAAUUUGGCACGUUUGGCCAUUCGUAUUCUCAAUCAAACUUGCAGUGCAGCUGGGUUCAAGCAAAAUCAGAUUUCCUUCAAGCAAAUUCAUAACAUCACAAGAAACCGUCUUGAGCAUCAAAGGCUCAGUAACCUUGUUUUUGUUCAAUACAACUUGCGGUUGCGUCAAAGGAUUCUUCGAAAGAAUCAAGAGCUGGAUGCUAUGGAUCCGAUCUCCUUUGACAACAUUGACACAGUUGAAGACUGGAUCACAGAGAAGGAAGAAAUGACGGUGGACAAUGGGAGGUCAGAUUGGAUGGCACUUGACCAGCCUUUAGCUAAUGCUAUGCUGGCACCUUCCCCAAAUGAUGAGGCCUAUGGCUUGGAUGCAGGAUUUGAAGACGAUGAGAUUUUUGAUGGAGUCAAAGAUGGUGAGGAGAAUGGCCUUGUAAAUCAAUAGAUCACGUUGCUAGAGAAGCAUCUGGGAAAACUUACUCUUUGCAAAUUUAUGAGGCCUGACUUGAAACUUGGCAGGUCUGAAUAUAAUCCAUGUCAAUGAGAUGUUACCUCCUAAUGUUAUAAAUGAGUAGAAGAAAAAUCUAUGUAAAUUACAUGUCUGUACUUGGAGUUUACAGUUGCAAUAAGGUCAGAAUCAUUUAUCAAAAUAAUUUUUAUUUUCAA